AUGGAUCCAUUACUUGUGAUAUUAAGCAUUGCCUCUGUCGGGUCAGUUUACAUGAUAUGGUUCUAUAUGCUGGCUCGAACCCUUACUGGUCCGAAAGUUUGGCCAUUCGUGGGCAGUCUCCCCGGUUUGUUUAAAAACCGGAGGCGAUUCCACGAAUGGGUUUGUGGGAACCUAAGGGAGACUGGCGGUGCGUGUACUUACCAGACGAGCACAAUUUGCAUACCUUUCUUGGCACGCAAACAAGGGUUCUACACUGUCACGUGUCAUCCGAAGAACAUUGAGCAUAUUCUGCGUACCCGAUUCGAUAACUACCCGAAGGGCCCGACCUGGCAAACCGCUUUCCAUGAUUUGCUUGGACAGGGUAUCUUUAAUAGCGACGGAGAAACGUGGUUGAUGCAGAGGAAAACUGCUGCGCUUGAGUUCACGACCAGGACUCUAAGACAGGCCAUGGCUCGAUGGGUUAACCGGACUAUAAAGACACGGUUAUGGUGCAUUUUGGAGCAAUCUGCUGCCCGUCGCAUCCCUGUUGAUUUGCAGGAUUUGCUAUUACGAUUGACAUUCGAUAACAUAUGUGGGCUGACAUUCGGGAAGGAUCCAGAAACUCUGUCUCUUAACCUACCAGAGAAUCCAUUUGCAAUAGCUUUCGACUCUGCAACAGAAGCCACCCUACAAAGAUUACUUUACCCUGGAUUUCUCUGGCAACUGAAAAAGAUCAUUGGUUAUGGAGCCGAGAAUCGUCUCCAAAAGAGUUUACAAGUCGUUGAAUCUUACAUGAACGAAGCUCUAAUCGCUCGGAAGGAAAACCCAUCCGACGAUCUCUUAUCACGUUUCAUGAAAAGAAGAGACAUAGCCGGGAAUCCAAUCGAAGCCCCCUUAUUAAAACGCAUAGCUUUAAACUUUGUUCUAGCUGGUCGUGACACAUCAUCCGUCGCUCUAAGUUGGUUCUUCUGGUCAGUAAUGAACAACCCACGAGUUGAACAAAAAAUCAUAGACGAAAUCAAAACAGUCUUGAGUAUCACUCGUGGAAACGACACAUGUGCAUGGAUUUCAGACCCAUUAGUCUUCGAUGAAGCUGAUAAGUUAGUUUACCUAAAAGCUUCUUUAGCAGAGACCUUAAGGUUAUACCCAUCUGUACCACAAGAUUUCAAAUACGUGGUGUCUGAUGACGUAUUGCCAGAUGGAACCCAUGUGCCAGCUGGAUCAACGGUAACAUAUUCUAUAUAUUCAGUUGGUCGGAUGAAGACCAUUUGGGGAGAUGAUUGUUUGGAAUUUAAACCUGAAAGGUGGUUAUCGGUUGAAGGAGACCGGUUUGAAAUGCCAAAAGAUGGUUACAAAUUUGUGGCGUUUAAUGGCGGUCCAAGGACAUGUCUUGGCAAGGAUUUGGCGUAUCUGCAAAUGAAGUCGGUUGCUUCGGCGGUGCUGCUUCGUUACCGGCUGAUUCCAGUUCCCGGUCAUCUAGUUGAGCAAAAGAUGUCACUUACUCUGUUUAUGAAGAAUGGGUUAAAAGUUUAUUUGCUGCCACGUCAACUGGAUGGGCCCCAUGAUGACGUGUCUGCAUAAACAUGUUUGAUUUCAGUG
This is a messenger RNA of Impatiens glandulifera, 1578 nucleotides long. RefSeq names its product cytochrome P450 86A1. The transcript has 2 exons. Gene Ontology annotation, molecular function: monooxygenase activity; heme binding; iron ion binding. NCBI's taxonomy places the organism in Eukaryota, Viridiplantae, Streptophyta, Magnoliopsida, Ericales, Balsaminaceae. The record is from RefSeq and is a predicted model, not a curated record. The coding region runs from base 1 to 1560 and encodes 519 amino acids.